CAGGAACCGGAAAGGGGAGAGCUGAAGAAGGUCUCACUCAGUCCAGGUGUCUGAGUGUCCGGAGGCAGAAAUGCAGACCACUAAAGUAGAGCGCAGGGUAGACCUGCAGGUGCCAGGGGAAGAUGCAAGCCUGUGCAAUUCUGGGGCUGGCCCUCUGCCUCCUGCUGGGGCCACUUGCAGGGGCCAAGCCUGUCCAGGAGCAGGGAGACCCCUAUGCAGAGCUGCCAGCCAUGCCCUACUGGCCUUUCUCCACUUCUGACUUCUGGAACUACGUGGAAUACUUCCAGACCCUGGGGGCCUACCCCCAGCUGGAGGACAUGGCCCGUACCUUCUUUGCUCACUUCCCCCUGGGGACCACCCUGGGCUUCCAUGUUCCCUAUCAGGAGGACUGAGCAGCGUCCAGCCUGGGGCCUGCCUUCCCUACCAGUCUGUACUUGGCCAGGCCU
This is a messenger RNA of Nycticebus coucang (slow loris), 446 nucleotides long. RefSeq names its product otospiralin (gene OTOS). Gene Ontology annotation, biological process: sensory perception of sound. The record is from RefSeq and is a predicted model, not a curated record. The transcript is spliced from 4 exons. NCBI's taxonomy places the organism in Eukaryota, Metazoa, Chordata, Mammalia, Primates, Lorisidae. The coding region runs from base 123 to 392 and encodes 89 amino acids.